GUGGCGGGCGGGGCGGCGGAGCCGGGGCCGCGGAGCCGCGAGCGGCCAGCGCAGCGCCGCCAGUCCGCCCGCCCGCCCUCUCCCCGGCACGGCGGUGGAGAGGCGAGGGUUCUGACAACUGUACCAGCUCUUCGGAAUAUUAUAUGACACUACAUCAUGAGUGACAGUAAAUGUGAUAGUCAGUUUUACAGUGUGCAAGUGGCAGACUCAACUUUCACUGUCCUAAAACGUUACCACCAGUUGAAACCGAUUGGCUCUGGAGCCCAAGGAAUUGUUUGUGCUGCUUUUGAUACAGUUCUUGGGAUAAAUGUUGCAGUCAAGAAACUAAGCCGUCCUUUUCAGAAUCAGACUCAUGCAAAGAGAGCUUAUCGCGAACUUGUCCUCUUAAAAUGUGUCAAUCAUAAAAAUAUAAUUAGUUUGUUAAAUGUGUUUACACCACAAAAAACUCUAGAAGAAUUUCAAGAUGUGUAUUUGGUUAUGGAAUUAAUGGAUGCUAACUUAUGUCAGGUCAUUCAUAUGGAGUUGGACCAUGAAAGAAUGUCCUACCUUUUGUACCAGAUGCUCUGUGGUAUUAAACAUCUGCAUUCAGCUGGUAUAAUUCAUAGAGAUUUGAAACCUAGCAACAUCGUAGUGAAAUCAGACUGCACCCUUAAGAUCCUUGACUUCGGCCUGGCACGGACAGCAUGCACCAACUUUAUGAUGACGCCCUAUGUGGUAACACGGUACUAUCGGGCACCAGAAGUCAUCCUGGGCAUGGGCUACAAAGAGAACGUGGACAUCUGGUCUGUCGGGUGCAUCAUGGCAGAAAUGGUCCUCCAUAAAGUCCUGUUCCCAGGAAGAGACUAUAUUGAUCAGUGGAAUAAAGUUAUUGAGCAGCUGGGAACACCGUCUGCAGAUUUCAUGAAGAAACUCCAGCCAACUGUGAGGAAUUAUGUAGAAAACAGACCAAAGUAUCCUGGAAUCAGAUUUGAAGAAUUGUUUCCAGAUUGGAUAUUCCCAUCAGAAUCUGAACGAGACAAAAUAAAAACAAGUCAAGCCAGAGACUUGCUAUCAAAAAUGUUAGUGAUUGACCCCGACAAGCGGAUCUCUGUAGAUGAAGCUCUGCGUCACCCUUAUAUUACGGUUUGGUAUGACCCUGCUGAAGCAGAAGCGCCACCACCUCAAAUUUAUGAUGCCCAGUUGGAAGAAAGAGAACAUGCAAUUGAAGAAUGGAAAGAGCUAAUUUACAAAGAAGUAAUGGAUUGGGAAGAAAGAAGCAAGAAUGGUGUUGUAAAAGAUCAGCCUUCAGAUGCAGCAGUAAGUAGCAACGCCACUCCUUCUCAGUCGUCAUCUGUCAAUGACAUUUCAUCCAUGUCCACUGAGCAGACGCUGGCCUCAGACACAGACAGCAGUCUCGAUGCCUCGACGGGGCCUCUUGAAGGUUGUCGAUGAUGAGUUAGAAACAGCAAGCAUGUCAUCAGUGAAGGAACUCACGCUUCCAUGGGCCUAAAAUACUUGGGAGUUGAUGGAACCAAAUAGAAAAACUCCAUGUUCUGCAUGUAAGAAACAUGAUGCCUUGCCCCUACUCAGUUCCAAUAGGAUUGCCUGCUUAGAUUAUAAGAUGAAGCAGAUUAUAUCUGAAUAAGAAAAGUGCUAGUCACACUUGUAGAGAUUUAUUUUCAAGGUCAUUUCAGGUGAGCAAUUAGGAUAGAUGAAUUUUUUAAAAAGUUGUGCGGUAAUAGUAGUGACAAUUCCUCAUCCUCAGUAACUGUUGAGACUUACAUGCAUGUGACCACAAAUGCCUGCUCGGACUUACCGUCUAGCACUUUGGAAAUCAGUAUUUAAAUGCCAAAUAAUCUUCCAGGUAAUGCUGCUUCUAGAAUUAUCUCUUAAUCCUCUUAAGUAAUUUGGUGUCUGUCCAGAAAAAAUAGAUUUAUGUGUAUUAAUUGGCCACCAUCAUAUUAUCAUAUCUUACCUUCUUUUAUGCUAUGAUUUAUUCUGUCUUUUGUAUUUCAGAAGGAAUAUAAUUAAAUCUAUUUAAUAAAAAUAAUAACUUUUCUUAAAUUUGUCAUGUUUUGGGCUGAGAAUUAUCACUGCUAAAACCAAGACACUUUGUUUUCUCUAAAUUGUCUUAGUCUGGAGGAUUGUACAUUCAGCUUUACUGCAUGAUAAAAUUUUAAGUUUUGUUUUGUGCUGCUUAAGACAUACACCUUUAAAAUCCUAUCCUAUCCCUUUUCUCUUGGUCUUCUGGACUUAUUAUUUAUUUAAAAUGCUACCUAGAACUUCACCUUCUCUAUUAGCCACCUGACACUCCAUGUCAAUAAUAUGAUGGCAGAUAGAUUCCUAAGUCCAUUACCUGCUGUUGGGGUAGAAUCUUACAUAGUGACCACUAAGUGAUGGCAGUCACUUCCCAGGUGCUUGCUUCGCCAAGGCUGGGCUGGUUCCUUCCUUAGCGUCUGUCACUCGGGGUAGGAUACACGAUGUUCCAAGGCAGCAUCUCCCUUUUCCCAUAUAGCAGGCACACUGGGUUUUCUUUCUUUGUGAAAGAGCCCACAUAACUACCCCUUUGGUCUGUUUCAGGAGGCAGGGCUGCUUCAGAGUGCCUAUUGUUGUUGUUUUCUGCUCUGUGGAGGCACUUCCUUUUCCUAAGGGAAAUCCAUGAAUGUUCUGGGGAAGCUCUUCAGAGGGAUACAGAGGAAAUGCCCUAAAGAGUAGUGAUUAGCUAUUGAAUAUUUUCUGAUUUAAAACUGCUCACCUGAAAUUGAUACUUUCAGACUUUCUGAUAUGGAAAUUAUUCAGCAGUCACUAAGAUACCGAGUAUUGAAGUGUCCCUGCAGAAGUGGAGUACGAGGGUCACGUUUUGACCGCUUGUGUUCAUAAUGCUUUCCCCUUGAGCUUGUUCUGUUACAGAUUCAUAUCUUAUGUUUACUUUGGAAGCUAUUGGGUCAACAUUGUUCGCAUUCUAUAGAAUGUGUUCUGAAAAGGAAGUUUGAUAAGAAAGUUAUAUUAUAAAUAUUAUCUAAAAUAUGUGAUUCUCUCUGCACCAGUUGCAUCUUAUUGGUUGGUCUCAUCACUGGAAACUGGAACCCUUGAUAAACAAAAUUAAUAUUGAAAUAAUAGUUUUACAUUGUGAGGUUUAGACACAUUUCAUAUACAAGAUGGAAAUACUAACUUGGAUUGAGGCAGAAACACCUAUUAUAUGGCUCGGGAUUAUUUUGGUUUUAGAUGCCUGAUGGUAUAGUGAAGAAAGUUAUGGCUAUACAUAUAUAAACAUCUUAAAAUGGCCUUUUCUCUAAUAUACAUUGUUUAAAAAGACUUGACUAAACCUGUCUUUAAAAAGAAAAACAAAGAAAGGGGAGAAUUUUAAAAAUGCUUUCUCUGCCUUAGGCUUAUGUAAGGGCAGUGCGGGGGUGCUGAGGGCGCAUCGAGGGUGUGCUUACCAGGCACCAUUUGUGAGUGGGCUAGGAGCCCCGCACAUGGGCUUUCCGUCCACUUGUUCCUUGGCAUGUUCACGGAUGGAGCCCGUGUCAGUGUGGACAGGUUUCCUGCCCAGACCACCUUCUGUCAGGUAGCAGCAGGUGCACCUCGGACAGGCCACAGGCUGCAGAUGACAGAGCUCCAUAGAAAUACCUCACCCCAGUCCAGGGUCCUCCUCCUGAGCCAAGAUGUGCCAGGUCCUGGUGCAGUGCAAAUGGUUUCAAACUGCUUUCUGUGGAUGAAUGCUGAUGUCAGAUAAAGAACUGAAAAUGUACUCAACUUUUUCAUCUUUUCUAUUUUAUUUUUGUAAUUUAUAUUGUACACAACCCUGGAAGUAACUAUUUUGAACACAUAUUUUUAUAAACCAGCUAAUUUAUUAUUAGCCUGGAAUUUGGACUAGGUUUGUUUUGUUCGUUGGCUUAGUUUUCAGUCAAAAAGGAAAUGACUGCCUCCGGGUGUGUUGGGUCUCGAUUUCAAGUGCAGGUUCCGAAGAGCAGGCAGGGUCUCCCAGAGUAGGAGGGCAGUCUAGAAACACAAGCUGCUAGCUGCGGAUCUGCUGUGGUCAUGGCGAUGGAAGUAGGGCUCCGUUUUUGUCUUUGGGAUGUGAAACUCAGAGCUGCAGUGCUGAAAGGAGAUCCCCUCGCAGGCCCCUUCCUGACACCCAGGGCCCGGAGUUGAAACACUGAAUGGGAUACUGGUUUAAUCUGGAUUUGACACUGUGUAAGUCAUGGUAAUGAUGUAUGAGUUCCUCUGGUUGAUCGCUAAUGUAACUCCUCUGGUAUUUCAUACUGAUAGUGAAUACAGCUGUGACCUUUCAGAUUGCAUAUCUCAAAAGUAACAUUGCCUCAUGUUUUAUAAUAAAAUAUAUUAUGUGUGUUUUGAUUGGUGAAAAUAAUACAGAUACAUUUUAAAAGAGAACUGUAUAGCUUGUCCAAUUUUUGUGUGUUUUAUGUGACGACUGUAUAUUUCUACAUCACUAUCUCUGAUUACAGAUUUAACAUGAAUAUGG
This is a messenger RNA of Diceros bicornis minor, 4465 nucleotides long. It is a transcript of the gene MAPK9, whose product is annotated as mitogen-activated protein kinase 9. Gene Ontology annotation, molecular function: ATP binding; JUN kinase activity. The record is from RefSeq and is a predicted model, not a curated record. Lineage: Eukaryota; Metazoa; Chordata; Mammalia; Perissodactyla; Rhinocerotidae. Gene Ontology annotation, biological process: protein phosphorylation; JNK cascade. The transcript is spliced from 12 exons. Gene Ontology annotation, cellular component: cytoplasm; nucleus. The coding region runs from base 157 to 1431 and encodes 424 amino acids.